AUGUCUGAAAACGAAAUUGAGUACCAGUACGCCAACGAAUGCGACUUGGAAAUCCACUGCUCGCCGUUUGGCCUCUCGGGUGUAUACAUGAAGGUGAAAGGAACCAACAUCAUGGGUAUUGGUUCCACCAUGGGUCUCAUAACAGGCACGUCGAAGGGGAUGAUUCAUUACAAUGAUAGCGCCGAUUUGCAAGACCAACGCUAUAAGCUUUUUGUUGUUGUGGAAGGGGACAACACGCUACGAAUAGAUUUCACCAAGAUCAUUGGGCUAUCAGGAGACGAGGGGGACAAAAUCACACAGGUAGAGCUUGGGAAAGAGGACGCUCAGCCGCUGCUCAUAUUCACGGGCCGGUGCCCGGAGGGGCGCCCAGAAAAGAUAGAUCCUUUUAUAGGGAUAUUCUCGUUCGAGAGGGAAGACAAGGCGUAG
Candidozyma auris is the source of this 426-nucleotide messenger RNA. RefSeq lists its product as uncharacterized. Lineage: Eukaryota; Fungi; Ascomycota; Pichiomycetes; Serinales; Metschnikowiaceae. Bases 1 to 426 code for a protein of 141 amino acids. The transcript has a single exon. The record is from RefSeq and is a predicted model, not a curated record.